AUGAAAGUAGUAUGGUUUAUAAUGGCGGUACCAAGACACGCUUUCACCUUCUGGGCAGCCAACCUCAUAGACUUCCUCUACUCUCUCCAGGUUCUCUCACGUUUGGGUGAAUCAAACUUGACUUUUGGGUCUUGGCAAAAUCUAUUGUCUUGGCUUCAAUCUCGUCCACCAACAGGACACUCGAAAAUCCUCCGACACUCCGCAGCUCAGGCAACUGUCUAUCUUCUAUGGAAGGAGAGAAACUGCAGAUUCCAUUCUUCUAUUGCUUUGGCACCGUCACAGAUUUUCCGUCAGAUUGAUAGAGCAAUCAAAGACACCCUCUUAGCUCGAAGAUACCGCAAGGGUGGCAAUCUCCUCUUAUCGGAGUGGUUCACCUAUAGCUAG
Molecule: messenger RNA, 384 nt
Organism: Microthlaspi erraticum
Lineage: Eukaryota; Viridiplantae; Streptophyta; Magnoliopsida; Brassicales; Brassicaceae
Source: the annotation of a GenBank genome assembly